Molecule: messenger RNA, 2108 nt
Organism: Zingiber officinale
Lineage: Eukaryota; Viridiplantae; Streptophyta; Magnoliopsida; Zingiberales; Zingiberaceae
Product: transcription factor E2FB-like
Exons: 14
Coding region: 336-1733 (465 amino acids)
Biological process (GO): regulation of transcription by RNA polymerase II
Cellular component (GO): RNA polymerase II transcription regulator complex
Molecular function (GO): RNA polymerase II cis-regulatory region sequence-specific DNA binding; protein dimerization activity; DNA-binding transcription factor activity, RNA polymerase II-specific
Source: RefSeq, a predicted model, not a curated record
UCCACAUGCUUAUCCGAAGUCCGAAUAAUUUCCCUCCCUCCCUCGUUUUCUGCUUCUCUCCCCAUUUUGUUCGUACUCUCGCUGUGUCCACCUUCCUUCGUCCCAUUCUCCGCUCUCUCCCCCCGCAAAAGCCCUCGGAUCUCUGAAUUGAAGCCUCAGUCCUCGUAAUCCACUACCCUUCGACCGAUCAUAUUUUACCGCCGCUUUCGCCUUUGAUCCCUGGACAUAAUUAGGGUUUUGGGCUCCGAUUCGGCCUCCGGAGACUGUAUCUCGGGCUUUGCCCCGGGUGCGGCUGUGUCUCUCUGUUUUCCUCCUGCGUGAUCCGAUCUGGAUUUAUGACCGGUGGGGAGGAAGCUGGGAAUCGAUCGGAACAGCAGCUGGCGCAGAUCUUCAAGCCGCCGAAGCAGUACUUGCCGAUUUCCUCAUCAAAACCACCUUUUUGUUCUCCUGAUGAGUACCACAGGUUCGACAGCCUGCAAGGGUCCAAUGACGAGAUGGUCGAUGCCCUAGUCUUACAAACUCCUUUGAAGCGAAAGUCUGUGCAAGAAGAUAAUGACAUUAUAAAUGUAAGUGAAUGGACAACCAGCCCACAGUAUUCUGUAGGAGUUACUAGUCCUCUACUCACACCAGUAUCUGAGAAAGGAAGGAAGACAAACAAUAGGUCCAAGGUUGCAAAACACAAUAAGCUUGAAGCUCUAACUCCUGUAUCAAAUAUUGGCUUACCUUCAGGUGAUAAUCUUACUCCAGUUGGUACUUGCCGCUAUGAUAGCUCCUUAGGGCUUUUGACCAAAAAGUUUAUCAACUUGCUGAAACACUCACAAGAUGGCAUCCUCGAUUUAAAUAAAGCUGCGGAAAUAUUGAAGGUACAAAAGAGGAGGAUUUAUGAUAUCACUAAUGUUCUUGAAGGCAUUGGACUUAUAGAAAAGAAAUUUAAAAACAGAAUCUGUUGGAAGGGUGUAGAUGACUUGGAUCCAGUUGAGGUUCAUGGUGAUGUUUCAUUAUUACAGGCUGAAAUUGAGAAACUUACAUUUGAGGAGAGGAAAUUAGAUGAUCUUAUCAGCCAAAUGAGAGAAAAAUUGAGGGAGUUUACUGAGGAAGAAAAUAAUCAAAAGUGGCUCUUUGUUACUGAAGAUGAUAUCAAAGGCCUUCCAUGCUUUCAGAAUGUAACCUUAAUUGCAAUUAAAGCUCCUCAUGGUACUACCCUAGAAGUUCCUGAUCCUGAUGAGGCUGGAGAAUAUCUCCAUAGGAGAUAUAGGAUUGUCUUAAGAAGCACUAUGGGUCCUGUAGAUGUUUAUCUUGUGAGUCAAUUUGAAGAGAAGUUUGAUGAGUUGAGUGACAUGAAUACACCGCCAAAGCUCCCUCCUGCAUCAAAUUCAAGUUCUGUUGACAACUCUAUUGUCCCUUGUAAUGCUGAAGAGAGCAUUGGGAUUGGAAUGGAUGUUGAUAUUCAACAAAAUGAGAGGAUAUGGUUUGAUUUGAACUCUUCACAGGAUUUUAGUGGUGGCAUGAUGAAGAUUGUUCCUUCAGAGAUUGAUACUGAAGCUGAUUAUUGGCUUUUAUCAGAUGCAGAUGUUAGCAUCACUGAUAUGUGGAAAACUGCACCAGAGGUUCAAUGGGAUAGCAUGGCAAGAUUCAAUGCAUGUGAUUUUAUUACAGAUGGCGCUAGUACUCCUAUACCACGAACUCCAUCAGGAGUUGAGAUCACUGCAGAUGCAAAUUCCUCCCAGAGAUGAGUGCUGGUUGGAUGUAUUGGUGGAAGUGGGAAGCCAUCAACCUCUUAUUGGCUCAUGCCAGUGAGGAUUAAGGCCUCACCUGAAUGCGGAUUGAAGCAUUAACUUAGGAAUGGUGGAAUGCUUUUGUAGCAGGCAUUCAAGUUUCUUCAAGCUCCAUCCGGUAUAUGGUAAACUGCAGCUCUACUGAACUGUCAUCAUGCAUAGCAAAAUGAGAGGCUGUUACAUGAGUGAGUUGGCAAGUUUCUAAUGUUGUGGCUUAUCUAAUCUUUCAUAACUUGAUUAGAAAAUCAGACAAGUAGCACUUUUAUAGGAUCCUAAUCAGUUGUUUUGCUGCCUUUCAUCUUUUGAUAUAUAAAGAAACGUUGUUAGAACCCA